AUGCCCUCCAGGACCUCUAAUCUCUGCGAGCGCUGCGAGGCCAGCAAGGCCGUAAUGCGCCGGCCGAAGAACCUGCAAAAGCUGUGCAAAGAGUGUUUCUUCCAUGUUUUUGAGACAGAAGUCCAUCUAACGAUAGAGAAGGAAAAACUAUUUCAGCCUGGAGAGACGGUGGCUAUAGGGGCUUCUGGAGGAAAGGAUUCCACAGUAUUGGCUUCCAUUCUCAAAACUCUGAACGAAAGAUACAACUAUGGAAUUCAUUUGGUGCUUCUUAGUAUUGAUGAGGGUAUUGUAGGAUACAGAGACGACUCCCUCGCAACAGUGAAGAGAAACCAGCAGCAGUAUGAAAUGCCUUUGGAAAUCGUUUCUUACAAAGACCUAUACAACUGGACGAUGGAUGAGAUUGUAUCAUGUUCAGGGGUGAAGUCAUCGUGCACAUACUGUGGUGUUCUAAGACGACAGGCUUUGGACAGAGGAGCAAUGAAGCUGGGAAUUAGUCAUGUGGUAACUGGGCACAACGCAGACGAUAUGGCAGAAACGGUGCUGAUGAACUUACUUAGAGGAGAUACCGCGCGCUUGGAGAGCUCCACCAACAUCACAACAAAGUCCACAGGAUCGCCAAUCAAGAGAUCGAAACCGUUCAAGUACUGCUACCAAAAGGAGAUCGUUCUCUACGCUCACUACAAGAAACUCGAUUAUUUCAGCACAGAGUGCACUUAUGCGCCAGAAGCGUUCAGAGGGACUGCAAGAGUGUUGAUGAAGAACCUCGAAAGCGUGCGGCCUUCCUGCAUUUUGGAUAUCAUUUACUCGGGGGAGCACUUUAAACUGAAGCAGAGGAAGAAAAGACCGGGGCCUAAAACACCUGCUCUUCAAGACCAAGAAACGGAGAUUCGCUUGGACGGUUCUGUGUCAUUGCAAAACAACGGAAACCGUUGCGAAAGAUGCGGAUAUCUGUCUACCAACAGAAUAUGCAAGGCUUGUCUAUUACUUCAAGGCUUAGAACUGAGCAGGGCCAAGCUGAGUAUUGCAGCGGACGCAGUUCCAAAAGUUGAAGAAGAUCAACUUCAGCGUAGAUUGCAGCAUCUUUCUUUCUAA
Messenger RNA from Ogataea haglerorum, 1092 nucleotides. RefSeq lists its product as uncharacterized. Lineage: Eukaryota; Fungi; Ascomycota; Pichiomycetes; Pichiales; Pichiaceae. The transcript has a single exon. Gene Ontology annotation, cellular component: mitochondrion; cytosolic tRNA wobble base thiouridylase complex. Bases 1 to 1092 code for a protein of 363 amino acids. Gene Ontology annotation, biological process: tRNA wobble position uridine thiolation. Gene Ontology annotation, molecular function: tRNA binding. The record is from RefSeq and is a predicted model, not a curated record.